This is a messenger RNA of Diabrotica balteata, 2697 nucleotides long. The record is from the annotation of a GenBank genome assembly. NCBI's taxonomy places the organism in Eukaryota, Metazoa, Arthropoda, Insecta, Coleoptera, Chrysomelidae.
AUGCACGAGACCAUCCUUAAGUGCCCGACACCUGGAUGCAACGGUAGAGGACACGUUAGUUCGAAUAGAAAUACACAUAGAAGCUUAUCGGGUUGUCCCACAGCCGCAGCUAAUAAACAAGCUGCAAGGGAACAAAAGUAUCAAUCGAAUAUGCAGAGAGUUAAAACUCCUACGGGCUCACCUCAAUUUAGCGGUGGUUGUCAAACUGAGUUUUCUCCCAGCUACGAAGGAAAAAGGACACCGACGUCAGAGGACGUUAAACCUAACUACUUAGUAAACUACGGAAAUCCACCCCCGCCCACUUCUUCAUCGGAAGAGAUAAAAUCAAACUACGACCAAUACUACACAAAAACUACACCAGUAAAACCCGAUCCUAUGAAAAUUCCCAAAACUGAAGUUACGACUACCAGUUGUUGUAGUGUCAGUGCUCAAGGGGAAUUAUUAGUACCAAAAACAGAAAUGCCCAGUUCUUGCAGGUCGCCUCCUUCAGGAAUAAGGUCAGCAUACGAACCGUACAUGAAUCAAGACUCAAAUUCAUCAUCUAUGUCCAGUAUGGACGCCAUGAACUCAAGGAAUCAGCAUCAACUACAUCAUAAUACAUCUCAUAUGGGACCUCAUCAUAAUCCACAACAACCAGGGUACAGUAUGGAACACCAAAUGCCUCAUAGAUCUCCAUACCACCAGUCACCUAUGUCAGAGGAAAUGUAUACCAGGGAACGAUCGUACGCAGACAUGAACGAACCCAUAGGUCCAAAUAGUAUUGCGAGACCGGUAGUCACAUAUUCUAAUGAAAUAGCUAGGCCUUACGAAUCCGGUUUAAUAAAUUCUGCAGGACACCGACCAUAUGAUCCUGGUACCAACAGUUUUGAAAGAUACGAUUCCAGCCAAUGUGUGUCCCUUCAACAACCCUUGGGUCCUUCAAGGGUUCCACCGCAGGGUAUGUACGGGUAUAUCGACGAUCAACAGGAACAGAGGUACCAACAAGAGGCUGCAGCUGCGCAACAGCAUCAAAUUGCAGUUGCUAAUGCCCAAAGUAUGAUGAAGACAGAAGAACCUGAAUCAACUGGACCAUUAUAUCCAAGACCAAUGUAUCAGUAUGAUGCCUCCAGCGGAGCUCCCCUUCCAGUUGGCUUUUCAGCAAUUAACUUAUCUGUGAAAUGUGUGACAACGGCUCACGCUGCUCAAAUGAAGGGUCCGCACACGUCCCCAGGGGGCACUGUUAUCGAUUUGUCGACGUCCAGUGUCACCACUACUAGUCCACAGGUAGCGUACAGCUCACCGCAUUAUGGAGGAGCAGGCCAAAGGGUCGGAGGCAGCCCCCAAGCGGCUGCAAGUCCGCACCUUUCGGCAAGUCCGCAAGUUCCGAGUCCUCAGGGACAGACGCUGGACCUCAGCAUUAGUAGGUUGUCCCACAGUGGAGUACGACCUGUAGCGUCAUUUGCAUCAACGCCUGGAGGAGGACCAGUACUAGCUCCUGGCGCAGGAUAUAGCAGAGAAUCAACUCCUGACAGUGGCGGAAGUCAUUAUAUGGAUGCUUACCGGGAUCCUGCAGGUUAUGGUCCUAUGAGUCCCCAUCCUGGUUAUGGUAUGACGACAGUAGCCAGUGAUUAUGCCUCAAACCCCUACUCACCCUAUCCACCAAGUGGAUACUCAUGUGCCGGUGGAUAUCCUGGACCUGUUACAACAGGUUACCCAGUUCCACCAGGCGGUUAUUCACCAAGUACUUGUUAUUCCAUGCCACCGCCCCAACACUCAUUAUCGCAACAUGAUAAGUCACCCAACAAAGACAGUCUGUCAGGAUGUCCACGAGCAGAUCGUUCACAAAUUCAACCCCAUUCCCAAGAACUGAAAUGCCCAACGCCGGGAUGUGACGGUUCAGGUCACGUUACUGGUAAUUAUAGUUCCCACAGAAGUUUAUCUGGAUGUCCUAGAGCUAACAAACCAAAGAGCAAGCCUAGAGAUGGCCAGGACUCGGAACCGCUGAGCGCGUCGGGAUGCCCUAUAGCAAACAGAAACAAAAUGAGAGUUUUGGAAAGCGGUGGAUCCGUUGAGCAACAUAAAGCUGCCGUAGCUGCUGCAACGGCAAUGAAAUUUGAAGGUGUUAACUGCCCAACGCCGGGGUGUGACGGAACUGGACAUAUAAACGGUUCUUUUUUAACGCACCGGUCCCUCAGUGGAUGUCCUGUAGCGGGUCAAACAGUGAAGAAGUCCAAAUACCCGGAGGAUAUGCCUUUUUAUACUAAGGGAUAUACAGGUAUAGAACAGGGACCUAAUGGUGGAGAAGACCUUAUGACCUUGGAGGCAGAGAUCUCCGAAUUACAAAGAGAGAAUGCCAGGGUCGAGUCUCAGAUGAUCAAACUGAAAUCGGAUAUAAACGCAAUGGAAAAUCACUUGGGCCAAAACGAAAAAGAAACCCAGGCGCUAUCGCAACGUUCCAACAACCUCAACGAGUACUACGAGAGUCUGCGUAACAAUGUCAUUACACUUCUGGAGCAUGUUCGACUGCCCGGUGCCAGUUCUGGAGGUCCAGGUGGUCCAACUGCUGAAAAAAUCGGCCAAGAAAACUUCGAUUCCUAUUUAAGCAAGCUGCAGACAUUGUGUACGCCUGACGGAUACUGUAGUGACGAGAACAGACCUUUGUAUGAGACUGUGAAAAGCGCUUUGCAAGAUUUUACUGUACUGCCAACUCCGAUUUAA